AUAUUUGUUGUAUCGGAAUUAAUGGAUCCUGUCAUAUGUAAUAUCGUUGCGGUGGGCGGGUGGAAGCGUUAGGAGCCACCGUAAGAAGAGGCUGGCGAGGUGAGGUCUCGGUAGCAGCGAUGCGAAGCUCGGUGCAGGCAGGCGACGACGGCGGCGAGGGGGGUGCGGCUUUGGCUUCGUACUGGUGGCGCCCCCUCGUCGAGCAUGGCGGCUCUGAGGGCGAGGCGGCGCGGCGGCGGGUGCGGGUGCUGAGGGAGAUGGAGCGACUGGCGGCCGCCGCGAAUGAGUCCCUCGACGACCUCCGGCACAAGUUGCUGACUUACAAGGCCGGGGAUCUCUGGUUCCCCGCCGGCGGGGUCCCGAAGCAGGAGAUGGACAUCCCCCCGGUCGUAAGCGUCCUGCUGAUCGGGCUCGCGGGCGCCGGCAAGAGUACGCUUGUGGAUCUCAUGUACUAUGUCCUCGGCCGCGCCGGUUUCGUGCCCUUCACCUCCCCCGCAGACAAGGACGGGCGGACGCUGUGCUUGGAGGAACACAACGUGCUGCGGUCCAUGCGGAACGGCUUCUGCGUCUUUGACUCCCGUGGCCUCGACCGCGACCGGAUGGGCGACGGCCUCGAGGAGGUGGCGGAGUGGAUGGAGAAGGGCGUCCGCCACCGCCAGCCCUGCCGCGGCACCGGCCUUCUGGACGCCUCCGCACCAGCCAAGCGCUUCGUCCGCCGGCGGGUCAACUGCGUCAUCAUCGUCGCCAACCUCCGGGAGCUCCACCGCUCCCUCCUUUCGGGCGACGCCGCCCCCCUCGAGGCCACCUACGACCUCGUCCACCACCCUACCAUCAAGAUCAACUCCACUGAGAUCCCGAUUCUCGUGCUGACGCACGGGGACGAGCUCUCGCCGGAGGAGAGGAUGGAGGCGCGGGUGAAGGCGUGCGAGCAUCUGGGCGUGCCGGAGACGAACGCCGUCUACGACAUCCCGUGCGUCAACGAGUACGGGGCGGCGGUGGACGAGAUGGAUCCAACGACGGCCUACGCGGUGGCGGAGGUAAUCCUCCGGGCGCUGGUGGUGGCGGACAGGAGCCACCGGCCGAAGGCGCGCAUCAAGGACAGGCUGCUGCUGGUGUUGUCCUGGGCGAUGUGCGCCCUCUCGGCCUGGUUCGCCUUCCUAUCUCGCUGCUGCGCCAAGCUUGGCAGGGCUAACAGAGAGGCCAAGCUUAGGGUGCAGUGAGGAAGAUUUCGCUGUGUUGUGCGAGGUAGGAGGGAAACCAUUUGUUCGUACGCUCUUAACCAUGGCCUUCUCAUCAGUUCAGAGCUAAGCUUUUGGGUUUACUGGGGAUUGGAUCUCUGACCUGCAUCAAUUCUUCUUGGAUUCUUUACUCGAUCGGGAUAAUAUUAAAUUGAUUACGAAGUA
This is a messenger RNA of Musa acuminata AAA Group (dessert banana), 1403 nucleotides long. RefSeq lists its product as uncharacterized. The record is from RefSeq and is a predicted model, not a curated record. Bases 120 to 1220 code for a protein of 366 amino acids. NCBI's taxonomy places the organism in Eukaryota, Viridiplantae, Streptophyta, Magnoliopsida, Zingiberales, Musaceae. The transcript has 3 exons.